AUGAAAUUCAAUUCUGCUCUUUUGCUGCUUGCAUUUACGGCUGUGGCCGUGACGUAUCCCGUUGAGGAUAACAGUGUCUCGGAAGUUAAUAAACGUAACGACGUCUACAAGCCAAAUCAUCACGCACCACCAAAGAAGAAGCCAACCUACAAGCGUGAAGAUUACAAACCAAAACCAGAUGAUAAAAAACCAAAGGAAGAUGAUUACAAGCCAAAACCAGAUGAUAAAAAACCAAAGGAAGAUGAUUACAAACCAAAGGAAGAUGAUUACAAACCAAAGGAAGACGAUAAAAAACCAAAACCAGAUGAUAAAAAACCAAAGGAAGAUGAUUAUAAACCAAAACCAGAUGAUUACGAAUCAUCAAAGAAGAAGCCAACCUACAAGCGUAAUGAUUACAAACCAAAACCAGAUGUUUACAAACCAAAGGAAGACGAUAAAAAACCAAAGGAAGACGAUUACAAACCAAAGGAAGACGAUUACAAACCAAAGGAAGACGAUUACAAACCAAAGGAAGACGAUUACAAACCAAAACCAGAUGAUAAAAAACCAAAGGAAGAUGAUUAUAAACCAAAACCAGAUGAUUACGAAUCAAAGAAAAAGCCAACCUACAAGCAUGAUAAAAAACCAAAGGAAGAUGAUUACAAACCAAAGGAAGAUGAUUACGAACCGAAGGAAGAUAUGGAUUACAAACCAAAACCAAAAUACGAAUAA
This is a messenger RNA of Funneliformis mosseae, 711 nucleotides long. The record is from the annotation of a GenBank genome assembly. NCBI's taxonomy places the organism in Eukaryota, Fungi, Glomeromycota, Glomeromycetes, Glomerales, Glomeraceae.